AUGAACCCGCCCCCCGGAAGCCCCGAGCCUGAGUACCAGCAAAUCUGGGAGGAAGGAGAGCUGCACCGUCUUCUUCAACACUCGAUGCCUAAGCUCGCAGAGCGCUUGAACGAGGAACUCGCCAACAACCCCGAAUUGAGCGCGCGCUGCAUCGAUUCAGUUGACCAAGAACUGAAGGUCGAUGAUACCCAGUCGCCGCACACCAAUGGCUUGGAGGUGAUUCAUGAGGAUAAAAGUGAGCAGGGUGUAGACUGUCCCGAAGCGGAAGAGUCAGUCGAAUCCCUUGCGAUGGCUGGGAUACCAAUUGAAGCACCUUUCCAGACCACUGCUGCUCAACAACAUAAUCAGGAAAACAUUCCACCUGUGCGCGGACGAUUCUAUUCAACCAGCGCCAACGAUUCGCCUGAGCCUCUGCUGGCCCCGCCAUCCUCCCCUGUCGCAAAACACCUUCACGACUCCUCCCAUAUCAAUGGAACUAAGUAG
This is a messenger RNA of Aspergillus melleus, 483 nucleotides long. RefSeq lists its product as uncharacterized. NCBI's taxonomy places the organism in Eukaryota, Fungi, Ascomycota, Eurotiomycetes, Eurotiales, Aspergillaceae. Bases 1 to 483 code for a protein of 160 amino acids. The record is from RefSeq and is a predicted model, not a curated record. The transcript has a single exon.